Molecule: messenger RNA, 2485 nt
Organism: Amphiprion ocellaris (clown anemonefish)
Lineage: Eukaryota; Metazoa; Chordata; Actinopteri; Pomacentridae
Product: kelch-like protein 18
Exons: 2
Coding region: 950-1429 (159 amino acids)
Molecular function (GO): protein binding
Source: RefSeq, a predicted model, not a curated record
UUGAAAAUAGUUGCCUUUUGUCUGGGCACACUGCCUCACAUACAGUUUUUGAUAAACUCUCCCUCUGUAAAUGGCCGGGCUGAUUUUGCAACCUCUUCUGCCACAAUAAAACUAGCCUUGACAGCAGCCUCGCUUUGUGAUUUGGCUUUUGUGAAGAGAGCCUGCCGGGACUUAAGACCUCGUUUUAAUUCUUCCACCUCCUGUAGCCUUUGUUCCGUGUCCAUAUUCUUGUCUUUGUCUGUGGAUUUCUUAGACGUUUCGUGGUGCCUUCUUAGAUUAUAUUCUUUCAUUACAGCCAAACUUUCUCCACACAGAAGACACACAGGUUUGCCUUUUACCGCCGUGAACAUGUACUCUGCCUCCCACCUGGCUUGAAACCCCCUGUUCUCAGCAUCCACCUUCCGUUUAGCCAUUUUUAGGGAGGGGGGUAGCUGGAUGUUGACAUCUGCUCUGACUGCUGAUGAAUAAUGAAGCCAAGGCCUGCUUGAGUUCGCGGGCUACCGUUGCAUUGUGGGGAAUGUAGUAUUGGUGCGUGCAAAACACCAGCGGGCGGCUGCGGCCUGCGGGCCGGUUCUAAUACUAAUUAAAUAUCAUCCCGGGGGCCAUAGAUAAUUCAUUCACGGGCCGGAUCUGGCCUGCGGGCCUUGACUUUGACAUAUGUGAUAUAAACCCUGUAUCCUGUUUUGUAACCUUAAACAUUUAAGAGUUUUCAGCAGCAAACCCCUUAAUAUUUGAGAACAGUUCUGUAGUUAAAGUUUUAAGUUAACAGACCAGCAGCAGCUCUUCUUGCCAGCUUUUUAGAUGUUUCUGACUUUGGUUUGUGUUGGUGACAUGAAGGCAGGCUGCAGCCAGCAGGAGGCGCCGCUGCAGAGGAGAUUAGCUCACCAGUUUAAGGCUUUUUUCAGCUGCUUCCUGUCAUGUGACCUGCAGGUGGACGGUCGUGGCCGAGAUGAGCGCCAGCCGCAGCGCCGCCGGAGUGACGGUGUUUGACGGGAGGAUCUUCGUGUCCGGAGGCCACGACGGUCUGCAGAUCUUCAACACGGUGGAGUACUACAACCACCACACCAACCGCUGGCACCCGGCGGCGCCGAUGCUCAACAAGCGCUGUCGUCAUGGCGCAGCGUCGCUGGGCAGCCACAUGUACGUGGCGGGGGGCUACGACGGCUCAGGCUUCCUGAGCGGCGCCGAGGUGUUUAGCUCCGCCUCCGGCCAGUGGAGCCUCCUAGUGGCCAUGAACACACGGCGCAGUCGGGUGUCGCUGGUGUCCACGUCGGGGCGUCUGUACGCAGUGGGCGGCUACGACGGACAGUCCAACCUCAGCUCGGUGGAGAUGUACAACCCCGACACCAACCGCUGGACCUUCAUGGCCCCCAUGGUCUGCCACGAGGGCGGCGUGGGCGUUGGCUGCAUCCCGCUGCAGCCCGCCUAAACUGGCCAAUCACGGCCGAGGAUCAACGUCUUACUGACACCAGUGGGCAGGGGGCAGCGCCCCCCACGGCAUCCACUGAGCUUUAUCGGUACGACGGCCUGGCUUGGACCUGCACACUGACACUGGGCUGCGGGAUGCUGGGAAACUGUAGGCCGGCCCACCCAGGCUAGCUGUUAGCAUUGUGCUGUUAGUGGUGGACUGAUCCACGUCCAGGAUUUUCUACCUGAUCAAACCAACAAAGCUGCUGACUUAAAGACGAUGACCACUCUGAUCGGUUUUCUGGGACCGUUUUAUCGAUACGCAGCACUGCAGACACCCGAAGAAGACGUCACAGCUGAGAGCAGUGCAGCAGCGCCUCCUGCAGGCCGCACAGCUUCGUACACCUGCUCAGUCAGAGUUGUCCUGUAGGAGGCGCUGCAGGAAGCUGCAUUCACCUGUGGAGUCCACAGUUUCACCGUUGGAGUUCCACGUUUGGUUCAAGGUCCUUUUAAAACAUGAAGAAGAAGAAAGCUCCAGAUGAGAUGUUAGUUUUCAUGAACUCUUUAUGUGGCUCAGAUAAUAUUGAGACCGUUUCAAAGGGCAGCAAACAGAACAAAAAAAAAUGUUUUAACAGGAAAAAAAACUGAACUGUUUAGAGAGAAUGGAGCAUUUUGGGAGGAAUGAACCUUUAAAACCUUUAAGUUCCUCACUUUAGAUCAUAUGGAUGGAUGAUGAUGGAUGAUGAUGAUGGAUGGAUGAUUCAAUUCAAUUUUAUUUAUAUAGCGCCAAUUACAGUCAAAUUGUCUCGAGACGCUUUACAGAACCCAUAUGCCUGAACCCCCAGAGCAGCCCUAAGGAGACAGUGGCAGGAAAACACCCUUUUAACAGGAAAAAAACCUCGAGCAGAACCCGGCUCUAAUGUGGGGGAACCAUCUGCUGCUGGCUGGGUGGGUUGAGAGGGACAGAAGAGGUAGAGAGGUAGAGGUAGAGAUAGAGGGGUGGGGUGGGGGGCAAGGACCAUAAAACACACAAUUUGAUACAUGCAUGAUAAGACAAAUGAUACAUGCAAAGUACAAC